AUGGGUGUAUCCGGGAAGUGGAUAAGAGCUCUGGUUGGCUCCAAGAAGCAAGAUAAAUCUCAAUCGUCAGAGAAGGAUGGAAAUAGGACUGGAACACCUGGAAAGUUUUGGCAUCGGAGAAAGCACUCUGUUGAAAUUGAAAGCAACAUACUUCAGGUUGAAUUAGAACAUGAUAAUGCAUUAUCAGCUGAUGAUGCCAACUAUCCUUCAAUUUCAGAUGCUACUGGAACAACUUCCAGUUCAGUUCAACCCACAGAUGUGGUUCAAGUUGAAAACAGUAGAGAAGAAUGGGCAGCUAUUUGCAUCCAAACAGCUUUUAGAGGAUUUUUGGCUAGGCGAGCUCUACGUGCCUUAAAGGGACUGGUGAGACUUCAAGCCCUUGUUAGGGGCCACGCUGUACGCAAGCAAGCUGCUAUUACACUUCGAUGUAUGCAAGCUCUAGUUCGAGUGCAGGCCCGUGUGAGAGCAAGACGUGUUCGUAUGGCAUUGGAAAACCAAACAGUCCAACAGAAACUGCAACAACAACUUGAACAUGAUGCCCGUGUUAGGGAAAUUGAAGAAGGGUGGUGUGAUAGUGUUGGAUCUGUUGAAGAUAUUCAAGCGAAGUUGAUAAAGAGGCAGGAGGCUGCCGCUAAGCGUGAAAGGGCCAUGGCAUAUGCUUUGGCUCAUCAGUGGCAGGCAGGAUCAAGACAGCAGGCAAAUCUUGCUGGGUUUGAACCAGAUAAAAGCAACUGGGGUUGGAAUUGGUUGGAGAGGUGGAUGGCUGUUCGACCCUGGGAAAACCGCUUUUUGGACAUUAAUCUAAAGGAAGGAGUGAUGAUUAAUGGAUCAGGUGAUGGGAAAAGUGGUGCUAGAAGCCAGGUAAAAUCAACUGGAAAGAAACCAGUUUUCCCAAGUCAUCCGAAAGAAAAAACAAGCCUGCCCAUCUCAAGCAUAAACUCGAACCUGACAAAUGAAAAGGUAGCUAUACCUCAAUCUGAUGAUCACAACUUUUCCUCAAGUAUGUCAGCAACAGUGCAAGAUUCAACUGCCUCAAUUUCCACAAACCCUCGAGUCAAACCAGUUAAUGACGACCUAGUGGAAGGUGCUGGACCUAUUUCAAAGCCUACUGUUAUUUCUAGGUCACACAGCAAUCCUAAGGAAAGAUCAACACCUUCAGAUAAGCAGGGAAAGAAAAGGCUCUCUCUGCCCAGUGGGCAAGGGCUGCAGACAAAUCGACAACCAAGUAGAAAUGCCGUCAAAAAGAGCCCUACUUUACAGAAGCACACUAAGUAUAAACCGAAUGCAAAUGGGAGUAAUUUAAAGUCUACAGAUUCAGGUCUUGAAGCUUGA
Oldenlandia corymbosa var. corymbosa is the source of this 1332-nucleotide messenger RNA. Lineage: Eukaryota; Viridiplantae; Streptophyta; Magnoliopsida; Gentianales; Rubiaceae. The record is from the annotation of a GenBank genome assembly.